Molecule: messenger RNA, 8717 nt
Organism: Centropristis striata (black sea bass)
Lineage: Eukaryota; Metazoa; Chordata; Actinopteri; Perciformes; Serranidae
Gene: zbtb4
Product: zinc finger and BTB domain containing 4
Exons: 3
Coding region: 238-5709 (1823 amino acids)
Biological process (GO): regulation of DNA-templated transcription
Molecular function (GO): DNA-binding transcription factor activity, RNA polymerase II-specific; RNA polymerase II cis-regulatory region sequence-specific DNA binding
Source: RefSeq, a predicted model, not a curated record
AAAUGAAAAGAAGAAGAGGAGGAGAAGGAGGUGAAGCAGCAAGCAGCCAGAAUGACGUCGCAGGGGCCGGCGGCUCGUUAAGAAGAGCUGCAGACACAGGACCUGCUGCGCCGUUUCUUGUGAAGCCUCUGCUUCCUCUUUAAGAAACCACUGACAUUUGAACUCCUCGAGCAUCGUUUGACUUCCCACUUUGAUCUCGGUCCAAGUCAGCUGGAGAGCAGAUUUCGGGGGCUGGUCAUGGUGUCCGGUGAGAAGGUGUGGGACCCCCUCCACGCGGGCCUUAUCCAGCCACGUCUGAGUGAACGACACCCGGCUGCCGGGCUAAUCGCACGUACUGCAGCUAAGGAAGCAACGUGCCAACAGAGUCGCCGGUUGUCACCUUUGUCUUCCUCGCCACUGUCACUAGUGGCGGUGGACAACCUUCGCCCAGUUCCGGCCUCCUCGAGUCAGAUCGAAGGGCUACACAAACAGGUCCGCUGUCUUGGAGUGGCCUCCCAGCCUGAAGAAGAGGAGGAGGAAGGGGAAGCGGAGCAGCUGGAGAUGAAGGGUAAAAGGCACGGAGGCCGGGGAGAGGCCAUGAUGGAGGACAGGCUGGAGGACAUGGCCGAUGGACCUAAAAAUGCAAAAAUCACCCUAAGCUUCCCGCUGAGUGCCGCCCCCCUCCCCGCCUCCCUGACGUCUCCAAGCCACUGUCGUAGCUCUUCCUCAUCCUCCCCCUCCCCUCACCGACGGUGGCCGUCCUCCAAGAGCUCAGACGAGGGGUCGCUGUGGAAACUGGAUGCUACCAUGGACGUAAAGCACAGACCUUUUAAGCCCCCGAGGCACGACAGCUCUCCGUCCUCUUCGCCUUCCUCCUCCUCAUCUCCCAUGACUGUUCAUGCACUUAGCAGGAAGGAUAUAAAAUCCCCGCCUCCUCUCAAGUGCUCCAAACUCAAUCCAGAGACUCAGUUUCACAGAUCGCCCCCGAGAUCCUCCAGCGGGUCUUCAGGUGGCGGUUACAGUGGGGACGGAUGGGAGGAGAGGCACAGGGUGCCCAACGGUACGGCCUCGCCCUCUCAGACCGCCCAGAUCCUCUUCAGUCUGGGCGGUUCGGCCUAUCAGAGAGGUGGAGAUGCAGAGAGGAGAGAGAAAAUAACAGGAAGACCAGCUGGGAAAGUGGGCAGCCCUCAUGGACCUCUUCACCCACCCACCCUCCACCUCCCUCCACCCUUACCACCACCUCCUCCUCCCCCAUCUGAGGGUCUCACCGCACCCCCUCACUCCUCCUCCUAUCCUCCCACAGACAGCCUGAAGCCGGAGCUGAUUUGCGGAGUGUGCCAUCGGCUUUUCAGCUCGGCCUCCUCCCUGACGGUCCACAUGCGGCUGCAUCGUGGCAGCCGCGCCCUCAGCUGCCGCUACUGUGGCAAAGUCUUCAUCCACAGCAAAAGACUGCAAUCCCAUGAGGCCUCCUGCAGGGCGCCAGGCCUGCCCUCCAACAGCCUGGGCCCUCCUUCUCUCACUGUGCAGCCAAAGGAGGAGCCGCUGGAGGAGGGCGAGGUGAGAGUGGAGGGAGGAGUGAUUGUGGGACAAUCAGACAUGGGGAAGGCGCGGCCGGGGAAGAAAGCACGGAGCCUGCUGGCACGGAUCCAAGGUGAUGAUGCAGCAGCCGCAGAGCUCCUCGCGGGUGAUGAGCACCAUUUUGUGAAGGUGGUAGAUGGCAAUGUCAUUUACUUCUGCUCCGUGUGUGAACGUUCCUACAUGACUCUGUCCAGCCUGAAGCGCCACUCUAAUGUACACUCGUGGCGGCGCAAAUAUCCGUGUCACUUUUGCGACAAGGUCUUUGCCCUGGCGGAGUAUCGCACAAAGCACGAGGUGUGGCACACAGGGGAGCGGCGCUACCAGUGCAUCUUCUGCUGGGACGCCUUCGCCACCUACUACAAUCUCAAAACGCACCAGAAGACCAUCCACGGGAUUAACCCCAGCCUCAUCUCCAGUGAAAAGACAGCCAACGGGGGUUACAAGCAGAAAGCUAACGCCCUCAAGCUCUACCGCCUCCUCCCCAUGCGCUCCCAGAAGAGACCCUACAAGACGUACAGUGACAGUUUGCAUAAUGGCCUGUUACUGCCAACAAGUGAGACACCUUCCCUUUCCCUGCCUGGCCUGGGUUGUAAUCUGGGCCCUGAGGACCUCCAGAGCCUCAUCAGCGGGGCCCAUCCUCAGAGUUUAAAGCCUGACCCAGAAGACUUCCCCGAUGGCUUCCCUGUUUCUGUGUCUGCUGAGCAAGGGGACCUCUCCACACUAACACCCAUCCCCCAAUCAGACAUGCCCCAAGUUAGAAAACAUGAGAGUGAGGCCCUUGAGUUAGAGCAGGGGAGAGGCAGUGGUAGCUUCAAAAUGUCUAGUAGCAGUAAAACCAAAACUCCCAAGACUGGUAGAGGCUCAGAAACAAGCAUGCCUUCUGUGAUAACAUAUGGCCACACAAAACCUUCUGUCAUAGUUCAUGGAACAGCAGUGUCAUCCUCCGUCAUUGUGCACAGCAACCAGGUCACCUCUGGGAGCGAAAAGAGCCCAAUGAGCAGCCCGUCCCCUGAAACCAGCCACAGUCAGACUUCACUCAAGGGCAGCCCCAGGCCAAUCAAAAAGCAAAGGGACAGCGCAGAUAACCACAGAAAGAGGUCAAGAGACAGUUCAGAUACGGCAGAGGAGGUCCCGAGAGGGAGACAGGGCGCAGAGACAGACAGAUUAUUUCACAAAUCACGCAAAUCCCACAGCAAGAGUGACUUCUCUAGCUCGAAGCAGCUUUCAGCAUCUGUAGGGUCACAGGUCAAAGAGGCAGGGCCGCUGUGCCAGAUUACUGUACGUAUCGGUGAGGAAGCCAUAGUGAAGCGCAGCAUCUCUGAGACAGACCUCAGGAGAGACAAGAGCCUUUCUCCGCCCAAAACCAAACGGUGUGAAACAUCUUCGGCGCGGGAUGCCAAGGAAACACGCCACUCACACUCCCACCACCAUCACCACAAACACCGCCUCCACCGCAGAGUCAGCCUUGAAGAAGAGGGUGAUAAGGAAGGAGGAGACUGUGAGGAGGAGGAGGAGGAGGAAGAAGAGGCAGAGGAGGGUGAGGUCAGGAAAAAGAGCUCCAAAUCUCCUGAUGAAGUGAGGGAGUACUACUUCCGUCGGGAGGUGCGUGACCAGGACAGCGACAACGACACGGAGGACAAUCUGUGGCGGCCUUACUACUCCUACAAGCCCAAGAGAAAGGCCCAAGCACAUCUACAGAGGGUCAAGAGCUGGCAGAGGAAACUGAAGUUCAAGCGCUCCAUCCGGCUGAAGAGGAGGACAGAGAGGCUCAAGAACCACGUGAAUAAAGAAACCGAGAAAUUACAAAUCGAGGAAGAGGAUGAAAAGAUCGAGGAUGCUAAAAAACUGUCAAAAGCAAACAGAGAUAAGGCCGAGGGGGAAAAGAGAGAUUAUCACCCUUUAAAGGAGAAAAACAAAGCGGAGGAAGAAGAAGUCAAGGAGGCCCAUCAUGAGGCUUCCACUCCCUCCCUGCAACCUCCAAAGCCUCCUCUGUCUACCUCAGCGGCUCCUACGGGAAUAAAGAGGCGGCCUUGGACGAAUGGGAACGCAGCAGAGUGCGGCACAUGCGGCCGCUGGUUCUCAAGCCCCAGGAAGAGAGACAAACACGAGCUGAGCCAUCUGCUUGAGUUUGUAUGCCUCUUCUGCCGAGCCACUUUCCCCUCGAGGGAUAAGCUGGAGGACCACCAGAGAGCCCAGCAUCCCAAGCCUACUGAGGCGCCCUCUGUACCCCCGAAAGUGGCACUUGGCGAACAAGAUGAAGGGUUUAAAUCUGUGCCAGAGAUUACAAAGUAUGAUGAAGAAAAAGGGGGGCAAGUAGGCUCGGUAGGAAGCAAUUCUAGCCCGAGCCGCCUCAGCAGAAGAGCGCUGUCACGACACACCUGUCCACAGUGUCACAAGGUGUGCAAGACGUCUUCAGCACUGACACGCCACAUCCGACGCCACGAGUUAAGCAGUUCCCCGGAGAGAGAAGCGGAAGAUAAAGAAUCGGAGCCAAAAACAACAGAGACAGUUGUUAGCAGAGACCAAGAGAGUGAGAAAGGCCAGGCUCCCAGCGCUCUCUCUGUUUCAGUUAUCAGCUAUUCAACACCAGACCCGCCCAGCAGCGGUGACUGUCUGGCCUCCCAGCAGCACGAAGACCAUCUCUGUGAACUGACGGACGAACAUCACAUGUCAGAAUCACGUGACAAGCCGGAACUGACAGAGCUCACACACCCGGCUCUAGAGAGAGAGCCCAGCCCGCAGAGUGCAGACCCUCCAUUAGAAAGCCCGGUUAACCUCACACCCACUAAACACGAGUUCACGCCUGCCGCAGCCUCUACACUCCACAGCGUGCUGGUCAUGAACGGGCCCGAGUGUCUGGACUACCGCACCCCCAGCAAAAAGACCCAAGACAGCCAGAUCCACAGAAUACCCAGCCCCGUGCACGCCGUGGCAUCAUCCACCAACACCUCCCCAAAUGUGCCCAUGACGUCACACACCAGAAUAACCACUGCUGCUCCUCCUGUUUCCAUGACAACAGCUCUCAGCUCCGAGGGGGGAUUCGUGAAACGGGAUGGGGUCAUUAUGGACAGAGAGAGGCAGGGCGGGAGCGCUAUAUUUCUACACGGAGGCUACGAGGAGCCGCCUCGGGUCCAAGACCUCAGAGUUCAGUGCCUGUCCAGGAGCCCCUCUCCCAACGAAGCACAAGACCUGACCAUGUCCUCCAUUCUAGCCAGAGAGAGGGAGAUAGAGAGGCAGAGGGAGAAGGAGAGGGAGCUGGGGAGACAGAGAGAAAGGGAGAGGGAGAAAGAAAUGAAAGAGAGAGAAAGAGAGAUAGAGAGGGCUCAUCAGAUGAGUAGAGUUGCGCACGCACCACAGGAGCAGAUUUCCCUGCUGGUCCCUAAAGAGGAGCCCUUGAGCCCUGUGCCGUCCCCCCAGCAUAUCCCCACUCAAACCACUAUGAAUGGAUCCUCCUCACACAGGCACACUCCUAAGUCCCCCUGCCGGUCCCCCUCAACUAUUGGCCUCUUAGCUCAAAGCAACCGCCAGGUUCACUCCAGUUCACAAGGACUCGACAGGCUCUCGCUGCCCACUGGAGCAGCUGCUGCCUGUGACCGGCCCUCCGCCCACGCUCUGCUCCUCCCCCGAGCCCCCCAGCCACCUGAGCCGGAGCACCACGAUACUGUUUCUUCCAGAGACUCCCAGCACGGGGACGCCACCCCAGUGGGGGGCUACCAUGGACAGAGUUACCCGUUGCCCCUCAUUGUGCCGGACGGCUACCGCUCCGGUAAGAAGCAGGAGGAAAACCUGCUCAUGUCCUCCUACCCUGCUGGAGCUCUUCCCUUCGGCCCGCUGGGGAAAAUGAUGGUCCCUAAUGGCGGGGAUCUGGCUAAGCUGCCGUUUUAUCCGGACCCUUACCAGCUGCUGUACGGGCCGCAGCUGCUGGCCUAUCCCUAUAACCUAGCAGCUCUUCCUGUGGCUCUGAAUAUGAUGGCACCUGCAGGGGACAAAGUGGAGCCUCUGCCUUUCCUCCCUGCCAUCUUCAACUACGCAGCCACUGCUGGGCCCUACAUGGGCGCAGCGCCUCACCCUCUCGUGGCAAACCCCAGCCUGUACAGCAGCAGCGGCGGCAGCAGCAAGAAGCAACGGGACAGCAGCAGCAGCAAACCGUAGGACACAGAAGCACUAUAAGGAAUAUAUAUUUCAGUGGGGACGGCCUGGCCUGUUUGUGACGGGAGUGGGAGGGGUGCGUGCUCACUGGGUCACUGAGUACACUCGCACAGUACCCCUGCCUCUCUUUUUAUUCAGUAGAGAUCAGAGCUAGGCAUUAAACCAGGAGCAGGUUGAAGGGAGGAGAAGGAGCAAAGAAACGGGGAGAGUUGCCGGUAUCACAGUGACGUAUCAUCGCUCCCCUCUCUUUACUCUCACUCGCCUUUCUCCGCGUCGCUCCUGUCUCGCUGUAGUGUGUCGUAGUUCUAGAGCUUGAUUAAUCUUCCUCUCUGACUCAUUAUAUUAUCUAUAAGAAUAAGAACUGCUAACAGGGUGUGUGUUGUGUGAAAAAUUAGUUCAGUCCGCUUCCCUUUAUAGUCACCGCGUAACGAGGAUAACCGCUCUUCAGGGAAGGCUUGUGUGUGGGCAAGGACGAGGGACGAGACGGACGAGUCCUUUUCUCAACAUAGUAGAAGGUGGAGCAUUAAUAAGCAACUUGUGUACGUUGUGUACGAGCGAAUGCUGUCGUUAAAUUGUCCAUGAAAGUUAUAUAUGAGCAUGUACAUGCACAUGUUUGUAGGGAUUUGUGCAUGCCGAGGUGGGCUUAAGCAGGUAUGACUGAUGAUGUGUGUGUGUGUGUGUGUGUGUGUGUGUGUGUGUGAAUGGCGAGAUCAUUCCGUGUGAGACUCACACAGCAGUCCUUCUCUAGUCGCUGCUGUAGGUCAAUAUGUAGAAGUGCAUUUAGAAGUGAUUCCUCAUAUCCAAAUCAUUAAGAAGUCGAUGCUAUGGCUGGAUGCGAGUCGAUGACAAUGACAGAUCGUCUGAGCUUCUAAUGUCUCAACUAACCUGGCGACUUUGUGGCCAGACGGCACUGUAGGAUCUGUAUAGCAUUCACCAUAGUUUAUACCUUAUGUGCACAAAAUAGAAAAGUAGUGGUCACUUAAAGGGGACACUUGUAGCUGCUUUGGAUAUGUAGCUGGCCACUGGGUAAGAAUUAAAGGCUGGUAGACCGUUGCACUUCCGUUUUUCAUCUCAUUUCCUUCACAUAGAAAAAGGAAAAGAAUAAAAACCAGUCAGCCUUCAUCUUGCGUAGCUUUUUCCUCUUUGUUUGGAAGAGGAAAAGGCUCCAUUUCCUAAGCCAGGAAGACGAAAGUGACAGCAAGGAAGGAAGGAAAUAAAGAAUAAUGGAUUCAGGGUAUUGAGUUAUUUCUGGAUAGGAAGAAAAAUAUAUGGGCACAAAACUGUUGGACUUUGAGGUCAGAAGGACCCGCAGAAAUGACUUUUGGGGACAAAAAAACGUCCUGCUCCCCAGCUAAGGGGUGACGGGAAAUAGCCUGAACUAUUUCCCCUCCCAUGUCAUUUACUAAGAGGUAGGAAAAAGGCUGAGCUUAGCAGCCAAAGUGGUGGCCGAAAACCCCCCAGGUGCCCUCCUGGGGCCUUUUUGUUCUGUGUAAUGUUAUCUCUAUAUGUUUGUUUUGUUAAACUAUGUUGUUGUUUUUGUUGUUUAGCCCUCUUACCAGAUGGAAACGGCUUCAGUGAAAAGGGGGAGUAAACUUAAAAAUAUGAAUGUAAAUUUAGUCAUGAGGUUAAUGAAGUACAGCUGCAUUAAUGGUAGAGUUGGUUUCAGUUCCUUUUUCGUUUCUGUUUUGACACAAAUAACCUGUUAAAGAACCGUAUAACGUCUGGUAUGCAUAUAUACAGUAGUCCUAGGAACAUGUCAGUAAACUUGGGUUCUGUAUCCACAACGCAUGAGCAACACUUGCUUCCUAACCGUUUAUAUCCUCAGCAAAUCUGGCAUUGUGCGCACAGCUUUUCUUUUCUGUUUCCUUAGAUAUUCUUCUGGAAAUAUCUUCCAUACAUUUACACUUUUUUUUUACUCAUUAUAGACUGCAGUUUGGAACAAAUCCACAAAACUAGCCGCCACAUUUAGUCACAGUUUAGGAUAAAUCUCCCUCUUCCCUCAAGCAUACACUCACACACUGCACCUCCUCCGGAUGAAGUACAUAUGUUUCAGUGUGUGUGCAUGUGUGUGCGUGAUGGUACCGGGGCACCUUUUUGGGUUCAGGCUGUUAAAACACAUCGUGACCAACUGCAGGGGCGCACAAGCAUCCCCUUGGGUGUGGUUACAAGCCUUUUCUGCGUGUAGGCGUACGUGUUUUGUGUACGAGAGUGAGUGACUGCGCGAACAUGAAAACCAAAAUAAAUCUGCCUGAGCAGCGUAUCCCCUGGCAGUAUAUGGGCCACCUGUUAUUUUUUGUUCUUUUGACACUUUUCCUGUGGGUUAGUUUCAGUGUAAAAAAGCCUUGCUGUCUCCAAUACACUAUCUCAAGCCAUUCCUGUUUGUGUUUUUUGGACCAUUUCUUAUGCCAUAGUUUGCCAUCAUGGUUAUCAUACAGACCAAAAGCAUGCAAAUCGACGUAUUGUAGUGACUGGACUGGAAUCUGGUGGUAAUAUACAACUAUUUACUGUAUGUUUUAGUUUAAAUGAAUGUGCCUCUGCUUUGAUAUUUAAAAAUAAUUAUCUAUAGUAAUUAACGUGGAUCUGCCAGAUUUCAACUGUUAAGGUGCCUUGUUAUGGCAUAAGAAAUUUGAAUAGCAAAAUGAAAGUUUUCUUGAGAAAUGACGGUAUGAUUUGGAGAUAGAUUUCAUGGCUUUGUUUGCUAUGAAGCUGUUCAUAGAUGUAGGGGUGUGGCUAAACUGUUUUGGUAUCGUGUACAUGUCUAGGGUAAUACUGUGCCAUAUAGAGCCCACAAAAUAUGUUAAUGUUAUUUUUAAAAGAUGUUUUAAUGUUGCCUGAUGACUUUGUCUUUAGAUUUGAUACAAAGGCUUGUAGCCACAGCUCUCCCAAAGUCUGUAGUCUCCUUUUCCAACAUUCUUCCUGUUCCCUCUCUCUCCCCUCGUUUCCGUCUCUCCCUUUCUUUCUCUUUGCUGCAAUCAAACAAAAUAAAGUAUUAACCUGAUGACCCAAUGAAA